CGUCGACAUAGCGACAGGAAAGCCAUUUUUAUUAUUUCGAUAUAGAAAUUGAACUCUUUAUUCAUGUUUUCUUACGGAUGAAGCCUUUUUAACGGAUUCAAUGGCCGAUGUUUAGUUAAAGGGUGUAAGCUAGGUUCAGUAAAUCCAAAGUCUCCAACAUGAACAGGUAUCGACAUGUAGAAUAUAUGGACCAUCCGGUUCAUCACAGCUAUAUCCAGGACCUUUACAGUAACCAUCACCAUGGUAACACUCAUAGAAACUAUACUGACAAUGAUAUAGUCAACACAGAUUGUAUGGCAUUUACAUGGGUUGGCCCUGUACGUCCAAAACUUUAUAGCGAGACAUUAGAUAAGUUAUCUUGGAAAACAAAACAAAAUUUAGAAUUACUUAAAGGGAGGGUCACACGUAUUGAUCCUUGCUAUGAGUAUGGUAUUGAACACUGGCACCCAGAUCGAAGAUCAAAAGCAGUUGAAGCACAUAGAUUGGCAGAAGAACAUCAGGAGUCAUUGGAAAGUUACCCUGGUAAAUGGCCUAAAUGGGAAGCAAACAAGGUGGUGUUUGCUAGUUCCAAUGCCUUAGAUGACUGUAUAGGGGAGAGCAAACUAGAGAUCCCUAUAAGAGAUGACCCAGAAUAUGUGGCUGAUCAGAGCUUUAAUUUCUGCCAAAUGUGUACUUCAGCUGAGGAUCAUGAGAAACAUAAGCAACAUACCAGACAUAUGACCAGGCUUAGUAAGUUUGGUGAUAAACCAAAUGUAAGAGUAGAUUACAUAGCUCCACCUCCUAGUCUAGGACGCAUUAAGAAAAGAGAGCGAAGUCCAGAACCUGAGGAGAGGCUGUACAAACUUUUAGUCAAAACUGGUGACAAAUCCAACAUGGGAACAACUGCAAAGGUGCACAUACAGAUACAGGGUAGUCAUGGUGAACUGAGGAAAAGGCAGUUAAGGAAAGGAGCUGGGUCAUUACCAUUUGCAUUUCAUGUGAAAACUUUAGAAUCAUUCUUCAUAAAAGGGCCUAUGAUUGGAGAGCCUCAGCUCAUGAGAUUGAAGUUAGAUGGGGUUCACAAGGCAGAUGGCUGGUACCUAGAGUAUAUUGACUUCACAGAUGUGGCUGCUAAGGUAACAUGGCGAUUUCCAUGUAAGAACUGGCUAUCUUUAUAUGAGUCUGACCAUUCUUUAAGGCGGGACCUGGUGCCUGAACAACUAGAUCAUAUUCAAAGGGAAUUUGAAGUGUUUGUCGAAACUGGGAAAAAGUCAAUGGCUGGUACGGACUCCAAUGUAUUUUUGACCAUAUUUGGGAAAAAAGGAUCAUCACCAAAGUUCGCUCUAAAGGAUAGAUCUAAAAACCUUUUCGAAAAUGGACAAAUUGAUCGAUUUGUAGUGAAAACAGAAAACUUGGGACAAAUAUUAAAGAUAAGGAUAGAACAUGAUAACAGUGGGUUUGGUCCUGGAUGGUUCUUAGAAAAGGUGGUUCUACGUGCCAUAGAUGACCAUAGCAAAGUGUACCACUUCCCCUGUCAUGCAUGGUUGGCCAAGGAUGAGGGAACAGGGGAGACAUAUCGGGACAUUCGACCAGCUUCUGCAACCUCUAAAGGAAAAAAGGAAAAUAAAGGCCCCCAAUGUGUGUAUGAAUUCAUCAUUGAGACAGGUAGCCCACUUCAGGCAGGAACAGAUGCUAAUGUCUUCAUUCAACUCAUAGGUGAUAAAAUGAAAACAAAGGAGCUGACAUUGGACAACGAUGAUAAUAAUUUUGAGCGGAAUUGUACAGAUAUAUUUACUCUAAAAGCAACUGAUGUUGGAGUUAUUAAGAAGAUGCGGAUUGGGCAUGAUGACACUGGAAUAGGAAGUGGCUGGUAUCUGGAAAAGGUUACAAUCCUAAAGCACCUGAAACAGAGAGAUGUCUCUAUUAGAAGGAAACAAGAUAAACAAGAUCAAAAGAAUAAAGAAAAAGAAGAUCAAAUGAAGCUGUAUGAUGAUAAUUCUGAAUCAGAUGAAGAAAGUGGUGGAAAGACAAAAAGCAAAAAUAAGAAAAGCAAACAGAAAAAGUCUGAAAGUGAACUCAGAGACAAAAAGAGUAAAUCAAAAAAGAAAUCCAAAAGUGAAUCUGAUCCUGAUGAUGAUGUCAAAAGAACAAAGAAAGGAAAGGAUAAAUACGAACUUGAUGACACUGUGUUCAAAUCAAAGAAUAAAAAGUCAUUGAAAUUUGCACUUGAUGACUCGGAUACUGAUCCUGAUGAUAAAAAGUCGAAGAUGAAACCUAAAACAAAAGAUGAAAAAUUGAGAAUGAAAAUGCUUGGCCUUAAUAUCUCAGAUGAUGAAUCCGAUAAAAAGAAAACAAGCAAAAAGUUAAAAAGUAAAAAGAAAAAAUCAGAUUCUGAAGAUAGUGAUGACUUCCAAACUGGAUUGUUUUCAAAUAAGAAAAGCAAGAAAGUGAAAAUACGCGUAAAUGAUUCAACAGAAGAAGACAGUGACUCUCAAACAAAUGUAUUUGGUAAUAAUAACAAAUCAAUGCAGAAAAAGAAGAUCAGGAAGAAGCCAAUGAAAGAUGACAUUGAUAACUUAUUUGGGCGAAAGACGAAAAAAUCCAAUGACUCUGAUUCGGAUGAUUCUAAUAGUGAUGAAGACAGUGAUGAAGAAAAAAAAUCUAAAAAGAGAAGUGGCAAGAAGAAUAAAAAACGAAAAGACUCCACAAGUCAGAGUGAGAAUGAAGAUGAUAGACAAACAAAUAACAAAGUUGUUUAUGACCAGUAUGUGUUUGAGGUUAGUCGCUGGCUAGCCACAGAUGAGGGAGAUGGGGAGUUAAUAGUUGAGAUGAAACCCUCAAAGAAACUUUCUAAUCUCACAAAAUCAUUACAGUGAACAUCGUUUAGACCACUGCUCUAUAUAUUACACCAGUAAAAGUGACACUAAGCCUAUCCUGUUGAUAGGAAAGAAAUGUGAUAUAAAGUGCACAGUUCAGUAUGGUGUACGAGUAUACGGUACAAUAUUUUUUUAAGUUUUUAUGUCACCAUCACAA
Messenger RNA from Owenia fusiformis, 3012 nucleotides. The record is from the annotation of a GenBank genome assembly. Lineage: Eukaryota; Metazoa; Annelida; Polychaeta; Sabellida; Oweniidae.